CGUUCGAAUACCGUUAAUUGAUUGAGAGAUCGAGAGCGCCCAACCUUUCUUUUGCCAGAAAAGCAGUUUAUAUUAAGAAAAUGGCAAGUGCUGAUCCACGGCUGAGGAACAUCAAAAUCAAGACAGGAGUCUUGAAGAGGUGUACCAAAGAAAAGGUGAUGUAUGAAAAGGAAGUUGUUUCGCAAGAGAAAAAAGUUGAAACAAUGAAAGCAGGAGGAGAUGACGAAUAUAAUAUCAAGAAACAGAUUGAAGUACUAGAGGAAUCUAAAAUGAUGAUCCCUGACUGUACAAGAAGAAUAAGGUCAGCCUAUACAGACUUGCAGAAUUUAAUUGACCAAGAGGAAGAAUUGAAGGAAACAGAAGAAUAUCAGAUAGCUGCUGCCCUUUUAUUAGAACACAAGGAUGCUGUCGAACACUGACUCGAUAUAUAUGUGUAUUAAGCCAACCAUUUGAUCAUGAUUGUAUGUGUGUGUGUGCGUGUUUAUGUGUGUUGGUCUUUAAUUUGUGCAGUUGAUUCGCAAUGAACAGCACCCCUUGGCUUCCAGAGGGUCCAGUUUCAUAAAUUGAGUUAAAUCAAUACAAAGUGUUGCUAUCAGCUAAUCAAAUUACAGCAUGCAGUAGCUUAUUGUACUCCCUUGUAAACUCGUCAUUGAUGGCAAGAAUUAUAAAAUAGGACCUGGGGAGCGUUUCAUCAAUAUUUUCGUCCGACAAGUUGUCAGAUCUGACAACUUUCCAUGAUUUUGAUUGGUU
Messenger RNA from Lytechinus variegatus (green sea urchin), 750 nucleotides. RefSeq names its product tubulin-specific chaperone A-like. NCBI's taxonomy places the organism in Eukaryota, Metazoa, Echinodermata, Echinoidea, Temnopleuroida, Toxopneustidae. Bases 81 to 419 code for a protein of 112 amino acids. Gene Ontology annotation, cellular component: cytosol; microtubule cytoskeleton. The transcript is spliced from 4 exons. Gene Ontology annotation, molecular function: beta-tubulin binding. The record is from RefSeq and is a predicted model, not a curated record. Gene Ontology annotation, biological process: post-chaperonin tubulin folding pathway; tubulin complex assembly.